GGGACGAAUCAGAUGUGACCAUAGAUGGUUGCUAGUACAAGAACAAAAAAAAAUUUAAUGGACUAAAACAAAAGGCUCAAGUGUCACAAAAAAAUUCUUCAGAAAGCUGAGAAAUUCUACUUGAUAUUUAACUUUGUUCCAACCAUCACCAUUGCUCAGAAUUUUCUCCAUAGUGCAGCAUGUGUACCUGUAUGAAUUAAAGUUGGUGUUGGUUACACUACUCAAGAUAUUAAUUAGUGAAGAAACAAGCAACUUGUUUAUGAAAAUGGAUUAUUAUAUUCAGAGAUACAAACCUCACAAUGGAAGACAUGACUUUGUUGAGAAUAAUGCGGCAGAUGUGCAGCUUCAGAGAGUAGAACAAUAUUCUCAGGAUAUUGCUACUGAAAUUGAAGUUAUUGAGGAGGAGUCUAGUGAUAUGGUCAAUGAUGAAGAGAUUAUGGAAGAAGCAGAUAUGGAGGAGGGGGUGAUGGAGGAGGUGGAAGAAGAGGAGGUGGAGGAAGAAGAGGAGGACAAAGAGGAAGAAGAGGAGAACAAAGAGGAAGUAGUGGAAGAGGCAGUUGAGGAAGAGGAGGGAAAUAUACCUAGCAAUGAUCCUCACACAUGUAAAGAGGAAAUGCCUAAUGCUGUGGAAUUUCUCAGUGUUGAAUGUGACAUGAUUUUGGAGCCCGAAUGUGACUUGGAGACUGGCAACCAAGCAAGUUAUAGAAAUGGACGACACAAAAUGGACAAGGUUCAAGCAAGUGCUAUCCAAUCAGACAGUGACCCAGUGUUCCCAAUUUUAUAUCAUAUUCCCUUCAUAUCUAAACUGUUUCGUUAUCGUGAUGUUGACGUUUACAGACGUACUUGCAAAGAUGGACCAUUCGUGAAAAUUUUCAUUCCUGAAUCCUCAUUUUCUAAUUCUUUGAAAAGAAGAAGCACCCGUGUUAAACAUGCAAAUAAUAAGAAUAAUCAGGAAGGUGAUAAGUGUGAGAAUGGCAAAAACAUUUACGAGUAUGUGGAAAAUAGAAGAUUGACAUCAGAAGAGAGAGGUUUGAAAGAUCAAGUGAAUGAUUCACCAAGUAAAUGUGAGGUUUGCCAAAAGCAGUUUAUGGAUAAGAGUGCUUUGAUGGUUCAUAAAUUGUCGCAUAUAAUUGUAUCUGGAAAAUCAUACCCCUGCACAGUGUGUGAGGCAACAUUUACAAAUAAAUCGUUGCUCAGAAGUCAUAUAAAACGUCACUUUUGCUUAAAGAAUGUUCAGUGUCAGUUUUGUGAUAAAAAGUUUCAGAGUAACAGCCAGUUCAUUAUUCAUCAACGUAUUCACAUAGGUGAAAAGCCAUUUCAGUGCCAGUAUUGUGAAAAAAGUUUCACCUAUAAAUUUCAGUUUGAUAGCCAUCAAAGAAUUCAUGUUGGUAAAAGUCUUUUGAAGUGCGAAUAUUGUGAUGCAACCUUUUCUCAAAAACAAGCACUUAUUGAACAUGAGAGAAAACAUACAGGUGAGAAGCCUUUCAAAUGUGAAAAGUGCAGUGCAACAUUCAGAGUCAGGUCAUACUUAGGGGCUCACAAAAAAUGCCAUAUGGACAGAAAGCCUCGAGAAUGCCCAGAUUGUGGUUCACAGUUUUGGAAGAGUUCAGCUCUUAAGAAACACAGGAAGGCUGAGCAUGACACAUAAAUAUUUCUCACUGGUACAUUAGUAAGACCUAUAAAAAAUAAGUUUGGUUAUGGUAAUUUAGGCAGUCAUAUUUUUUGUGUCAUCUUAAGUUUAAAAGUACAAAAUUUCCUCAAAUUGUUACUUAUUAAGUUUGAACACUUAUAGUUUUAGUGAAAACGUACUAGGCCCACGUGUGUAUUUUCCUUUGUGGUGAAUAUAUUUAUGUAUCGUACAGAGAUUUAUAAGACUUAUUGAUGUAACUUUUAUACAUUAUUUUACAUGUAGAAUUCUGCUCAUACAUUUUUGUACUGUAGAUUAUAUUCAUAUAAUAAUAUAAUAUAAAAUAUAUUGUUCAUGUUCAUCAUAGCCUGAUACAGUGGAACCUUGGUUUUCGUCAUUAAUUCGUUCCAGAAAGUCUGACGAAAACUGAAGCAAUAUUUCCCAUAAGAAAUAAUGUAAAUCCACUUAAUCCAUUCCAGACACUCAAAAGUAUUAACAAAAAAUACAUUUAUAGAGAAUAACUAUAGUUCUGCAUACAGAAAACAAUGAGAAAUAAAUAUAAAAGACUAAUGAAAUGAAUAAAUGAAAAUUUAACAUCACUUUUACCUUUAUUGAAGACUCUUGUUGGCGUAUGGAAGACGGCGAGAAGGGGAGAGAGAGGAGAGGUUAUCUCUACCACCAUCACUGCCACCCUCUACCACCAUCACUACCACCCUCUAACACCAUCACUACCACCUUCUACCACAAUCACUACCACCAUCACAACCAUUACUACCACCCUCAACCACCAUCACUACCACCCUCAACCACCAUCACUACCCCCCCUCUACCACCAUCACUAUCACCCUCUGCCACAAUCACUACCACUCUUUACCACCAUCACAACCACUACCAUCCUCUACCACCAUCACUACCACAAUCACUACCACCCUCUACCACCAUCACUACCAUCAUCACUACCAUCAUCACUACCAUCAUCACUACCAUCAUCACUACCACCAUCACUACCACCAUCACUACCACCUUCGACCACCAUCACUACCACCCUCUACCACCAUUACUACCACCCUCUACCACCAUCACUACCACCCUCUACCACCAUCACUACCACCCUCUACCACCAUCACUACCACCCUCUGCCACAAUCACUACCACCCUCUACCAUCAUCACAACCACUACCACCCUCUACCACCAUCACUACCACCCUCUACUGAUGAGAAACAAAUCCAGACUGACUCAGAAUGCAUGGGAUGCUUUGUGUGGGUGCGGGUGGACACAUUUGGUAUGGUGGACCACUGUCAACUCGACAAAAACCGAGGUGAUGAAUGAAAACUGGGACAAAAUUUUGAUGAAAAAAGUUGUCGAAAACUGAAUUUGACGAAAAUCAGGGCAAAUUAAAACCAGGGUUCCACUGUAGUGGAGAUUUAAAAAAUCCACAAAUGGUUUUAAAAGCAAUAAUUUUACUUUGUACAAUGGUUCCAUGGGCACAUAAAUGUUGUGGGCAUUCAUUUAUAGCACAUGAUAUAGAUUUAACUUAGGGUAAGCCAGUAAAGCCAAACAAUGUGACUUCCAUUAGAGAAUGAGCUUUUAUGAAGUUUAUUAUUUUUACUGAAUCAUUGAGUAUUGACAUAAACCCAUCUGGUUUUACACAGGACAGUUAAAAACAUAUACAGUAUUUAUUUUAUUUUAUAAUACCACCAUCUAUAGUCAUUACAGUAUGUGCUUCUGUUUAAUAUUUUUUAUGAUACACCAAAAGAGUUGGGUCACUGAGAAGAGCACCGUGAUGGGCAUACAGUAGGACCCCAACUUAUGAAUGAGAUGCAUUUCUGUUAUUUCAGUUUACAUACUAGUAAAGUUGAUCACUGAAAGUUGGAAUGUUGUAGGUUUGGGCCCAGCUGUACUUCUGUUUACAGCAUUGUGCUCUACUGUUUUGUUUUGCUGCUGAAUUUUGUUACUGCAGUUCUAAUAUCAACAACAUUCUAAUAUACAUUUUUUAACCUUUUCCUCACCUUUUUGUCUCUCUUGCUUUUCCUACGGUUGCAUAUAUUGCAAACAAUUCAGACCUUCAAUUCCUUGCAUCCCAUCAUUGCAUUCAGUGUUGGCUGUGCCGCAUCUUUAACAGACACAAGAAAAUUAUCUUCUGUUGGGUUCUCAGACAUGUACGGAUUCAAGGCAUGAACUUGCAGUUACUUUUGUGAGUUCUGCAGUUCAGGACCUUUUCAUUUUCUACAGGUAUUUACCAUUUUCUGAUUACUUUCCAGUAUCCACUCAGUCCUUGCAAGAUUACUGGCAAAAAUCAUUAAUCCUAUCAGUGAUCAAGAAACUUUCGUCACCAAACCACAAUUGGGCUUCUGCCCAUCCUCCUAUAUUUUUGCCAGUUUUGGAAAAUGGUACUUAUACAAAUAUGUAUUUGUCACACUAGACUCACAUGUGGCUACCUCAUGGAGAGGUACAUACUUUGUACAGUUCUGUGAGGAUUGUCGGGUCACCUAGCAGUCUAACAUAUUCUUAGUGAUUACUCCAUUUAUCAGCGAAGAUACCAAUGACAAUUUAGACACUGCCAAUAUCCUGACAAGUUUAUUAUUUUCCACUUUCCUGUUUGGUGGCCCCUAUCUUUGCUGUGGAUACAAUUGUUUCUCUUUAAAUUGACACUGGUUUCCUUUACCAGAUAUAAGUACAGUACCAUCUUUCCAGCCAUUGAUCUUCCCUCAAUACCACCUCUUCACCUCCCAUCCAUCCUUCCCUCCCAAUGUGUAGUGCACCAUGACCUUAAGGGGUUAGUGCUUUCUUUGCUCAAUUUGUCUUACAUCUUUUCAGUGCAUUUCGUUGUCUUUACACAGCAAUUUCCCACCAAAGCUGGUUGACGUAACUAGAAAGUAUAUUCACUAUCACAUUCUUUCUAGCUGCCUUUCCAGAAAAGGCAGCUAGACAGAAGAUAUGUAUCAGAAAUGCAUGAUAUGCCACUUGGAGUGACAGUAAAUAUAUUAGAUGUUGUUUUGUACAAGAGGAUAAUGAAAUUUAUUUUAUACUUCUCAGUAAAAAAUUGCAUUAUUCAACUUUUAUAGCUUUUAUUAUUUUUAGUUUUGUAUUUUUUUAAACUUCACAUACUGUACUGCCAUGCAUAUUUAAGUGAAUUCUUUGAAGUUGAGAUAUUACAUAGGUGUAUAGUGUAUAUUUUUACCACAUUCAGAAGAAUAAUUCCCAAUACUGAGACUGGACUAGUUCACAACUAAUUGACAAAUUUGAGAGGAAACUAGAUAAUAUUUUGGUCUGUCCUAGACCAUUAUCAAGCCAGGCUUUGUAAGUAAUCUACAACAGAAAGAAGUGUCAUUUAGUUUCUCCAAAUCACAGAAUGGGUCUGGCUUGAACCCCAGACCAAAUGAGCCCUAAAGCUCACAGGUGUUAACCACUCAGCCAGCUGGUGUGGGACUCAUCUACAAAAACCUGCAUUUGUGGUCACAGUGGGGCCUAACUUCCCUAUUGUAUAUAGAAAUAUACCUAUUUGGAUGAAUCUUAAUAGAGCUGGCCCAGUGAUUAACACAUUGGCCUAUGAGUUUUAGUACUCACUUGCCAUGGGUUCAAACCCCCCCAUUCGAUGAUUUGUUUACAAUUAUGUUCUUUUAAUUUCAUGGGUCAUGAUAGUUUCUCCAAUUUGUGGGUCAUGAAUUCCCAUUGAAGUAGGCACAAAGCCAGUUCAGUAGCCUAUUUAAGCUUUGUUGAGGAUUAACUGAAAAUGAUUUUAGAAGUCAACUCCCUCUGCUGCCCAGUCCCAGACCAGGCCUCCCUGAUGAUGGCCUGAUCAACCAGGCUAUUGGUGUUAGCUGCACAGAGAUCAUGUGCACCACAGCCCAGCUGAUCAGGAACUUACUUGAGGAACUUAAAAGUCUCUCUUGAAAAUAGUUAGAGCUAUGUCAGUAAUUCCCUUUAUAUUAGAAGGAUGUUGAAAAGUCUUGGGCCCUUUACACUUAUUGAGUUAUCCCUUGUACUCAUUGGACCCCUGCUUUUCACACAUCCAUGAACUUGCUACACAUGACUUACACACGGAUACCAUUUAUAAAGAUGCCUAGCACCUCUCUGUGAAGAUUACCAGGUGACUAACAGUUCACCAUAUAUUAAUAGAUUAGAUUGUUCAAUUUAUCAUAGAUCUUGCAGAAUUCACUUUACAUCUUAUAUGCCAUGACACACUUGCAUUAACUUCCCUCCUUAUUGAUUACUCUACCCAUUGAUGCAGACUGCUCUGAGUUUUUAUAUUUUCUAACAACCCUAUUACACCAACUGUGAUGUUAAUUUUAUACCUUUACUGACUGUCAACUCCACUAACCUCUGCCCUUACAACUUAUACAACGUCUUCAUUGUAUGUCCCAUGUGAGUUUGGCACUUGUUUGAAAUACCAUAAUAAAAAUAAUACAGUAAUAAUAAUGGUACUGGACAGGUAUAAAAGUUUUACAGUGUUUGACUUGGCUUUUACUAUAUUGUUAAUUUGUUUUUGUAAAGAUUUUUAAUUUAAAAUUAAAAAAUACUGUACAAAGUAAUUGAAAUACUGUACUAUAAUUCAUGUUAAGUGGUAAACUCAUGUGGGCCAUUCAGUGCAAGAUGUAAUGGAGGCUUGAUCCUCCAGCUGCUGAACUUGAAACAGAUGUGCUUCCUAUUUGUAUUCAUCUAUGUAUUAAUGUAGCCAUUAAAGAUCUGUAUUCAUUAUUACAGGCAUACCAGGCAAAUGAAUAUAUUAGAAAAUAGGUAAAACACGUUACUGUACUUAGCAAGGAAAGUUUUUAUCCUAAUGACUUCAAAGUGUGAGCUAAAGUACAGGUGCUUCUCGACUUACAAUGGGGUUAUGUUUCGAAGAACCCAUUGUAAGUUGAAUAUGAAUACAGUGGAACGUCUGGUCACGAACAUUUCCAAACAUGAAGAAAUUGGUUCACUACCAAAAAAUUUGUCUGAUUUUUACAUCUGGUCACGAACACAUAAUCAGGUGCCAAACAAACACGGCUACGCCAGUUUUCACAUUCUGCGCCAUUUUUUCACGCACCAAUUUUCCCCGCUUCCUGUUGUUUGUGCACACCUAACAAAGACCCUCACGUUGUAUUCGGUCUCGGUCAGAUGUGCGUUCAUUCGCUGUGAUCUUCUUGUGUUGUAUUUCAUGUGUUUUUUAAUUCAUUUUGUUUUCUUGGUUGUUUAUGGUAUGUUUUCUGUUAUUGAAGGUUUUUUCUCUAUUAAACUGUGCAUUAUUUUGUAUAGUUAAGGAUUUUUCAAACUUUGAUUAUUUUUUCUGUGCUUAAGGGGCUACUAAGGGGAGGUAAACGACCCCAAUGGAAAUAAUUCACUCUGUCUGACUUUUUGGGUUAUCCUAGGUUCUCUACACAUAUGGUGCUAUGUAUGAUAAUCUGUGCACCUGUAUUUGUGUAUACCUAAAUAAACUUACUAAGGCUUGUGCCAUGUGAAUGAACAAAAAAAAAAAGAGCUAAUCAUAUAGAAUUGAGCUAAUCAUAUAGAAAAAUAGCUUAAUGGUUAGGCAACAUUCUGGUAUAAGAAUCAUUGUUGUACUAUGUUCCUACAAGGAAUUAUAGUCAUUUAUAACAUACAUGUUUAUAGUGACACUGCCACCUAUAGCAUGUGUGCUCACAUGUCAUCAAUUGUUUCAGAAACACUGUCACCGGUCAGUUGUUUUUCAUUAAUUCACACUAACAAAAGUUCUUCCAUUUCUUCAGUUAUCUGUGACCUUUUCACAGAAAGAAUUUUCACUCCUUUCACCUCUUUAUUUUUCGAUAUGGACGACAUGGUGCAUUUCGCUAUAUCAUAUUGAGUGACCAGGUCCGACACACGUUCCACUUUCCCACUUUUCUAUGAGUUCUUUUUUCACUUUUUAACCCCUUCAGGGUCCAAGGCCCAAAUCUGAAGUGGUGCCCCAGUGUCCAAGAAUUUAAAAAAAAAAAUUUGUUAAUUUUUUCUUAUGAAAUGGUAAAGAAUCUUUUUGUGAAGGUAAUAAAACAAAAAGUACGAAAUUUGAUGGAAAAUUGACGAAAUUAUGCUCUCGCGAAUUUUGAUGUGUCAGCGAUAUUUAGGAAUCGGCGAUUUUGCUGACUUUCACUCCCAUUUUAGGCCAAUUACAUUAUUCCAGUCAACCAAAUUCUUAGCUAUUUCGCUAGUAUUACUUCUAUUCUAAUGAUUGAGCACAAGAAAUCGCCAAGUCAACUGUUUCAACUACAAAUUAAAGUGAUCGGAAAUUGUUAAUUUGGCCAAUUUAACACAAAGUUCAAAAUAUUCCAAUUUCAAAAUAGGGUCCAGAAUAAACAAUGUAGGUAUUCCUGGAACUAAACUAACAUUUCCUCUGUUCAUUAGUUAUGUUUUGAGGCUUUACAAAUAAAUUCCAUUUUGAUUUUUUAUUCACAUAAUGAAUUUUUAUUCACACCAAAAAAUAGAAGAUUUACUGUUAUGCAAUACUGUAAUAAUUGUAUAAAUAUCAUCACCAUAUUUGUGAAUGCAUAUUAGACCCACCAGCUGGCGUGUAUUAGACGUGUGAGGUCGUUUGUUUACUCUUGAAUAUCGGCAAAAAUUUAACGUUUCUGCUACUUUGAGCUCAGUUUCAAGCCAUUUCCAGUGCUAAAACCAAUCAAAAUUAUCUCUAUUUCUGUAAUAUGUCUUCCAUUCUAUCAAAUGAGACCAAGAAAUCGCAAAUACAACUAUAAAAAACAUACGAAAAAACACUGCAAAGUCGCUGUUUUAAUCGAAAAAUCAUGAUUUCAGUUUUUUUUCUCAUUAUACACAGUGUGCUGCAGGAUCUGUUUUAUGUGGUGCACACAUACCACAUAGAUGUAUUCUCUCAUAUCUAGGCCCAAAUGUACCACUCACAGUUUAUCAGAGUGAGCUGAGCUCAUGACGUAGAUCUACGGUUUGGACCCUGAACGUAAAGCCGUAGAUCUACGGGAUGGACCCUGAAAGGGUUAACUUUAACCCGUAAACAGUCCAAACGUAUAUAUACGUUUUUUUAACAUUUGAAAGUAUGUAAAAAAAGUAGAUCUUUUUUUUUUUUACAUUUGAAAAUGUGUAAAAACUUUGACCUACUUUUUUUUUUUUUUUAUAUUUGAAAAUAUGUAAAAAAAAACGUAGGUCUACUUUUGGAGCACUACACAUGUGAACAUAGAUCUGCCUGGACCGUUUACGGGUUAAUUGUUGUUCUUGCUGUUUUCCUUUUAGGCUUAUUUGCAUCACUAUUCUUUUGGGGCAAUGAUCACUUAUUUUCAGUGAAAAUACAGUCUCUCCUCACUUACCGACAGGGUUCCGUUCCUAAGAGUAGGUUGGUGAGUGAAUUGGUCAUUAAACGAGGAGCAUACUAUACUGGUAGUGGGUUUGUGUCAACCAUUUUUAGAUAUUUUUUUAAUGUCACUUUUGCACCAUUUAUAACAUUUCUGGUAUAUUUUUAAAUCUUUAUACAGUAGUUUACUGUAUACUGUAAUAAACAGAAUAGAGGAAAUUGGCUCUUGUAUACAUUAUUUAGGUUUGCAUACUGGUUGGAGAGCUGGUUGUAAGUCUGAGUGGUUGGUAAAUGAAUACAUUGCUAAGUGAGGAGAGGCUGUAUUUAAAAUACAUCACAGAAUAACAAUGAAAUACCAGAAAGUUUCACAGAGCUUAUACGAAUGAUGCUUAACAAACAAAAGCCGAUGAAAGACUGCAGGAGUGAUGCUUUCUUUUUGUUUUACUUUGUCCAGAUGGACCGUUUUAUUUAGGUCGAAUAUCAGGGCAAUGUCCAAAUACUGAGUCAAAUUUUUCUCAAAAAAAUUGGGCGAAUAUCGGGUUGUAUGAAUACAGGGACGUACAAAUAUUGAGGCUCUGCUGUAAAUGAAUACAAGUUACAGACUUUCCACCUUCAUGAUGGGCAAUUAUCUUAAUUUUUAUUUUAGCAUGAUAUAUGUUUGUACAAAGGAGUGCAACAAUUGGGUGAACAUGUCAAAAGCCCCUUUAUAUGCAGAGCAUUUCGGGCAAACUUAAGACUAACUUAAAAUUAAUAAGGCAAUAACAGUGCUGUAAUUGUACUUAUGGUCAUUAGGUGAGUUACAAUGAAUACAAGAAAAUUGAAUAUUCUAUCAGUUCAAGCUAUAUGGCUUUCAUAGGUUAGGUAGAGAAGAAUUACAGUUUUGAUAAACAAAAAAAUUACAGUAUUACGAUGUAGCACAAUUUGAAACAAUGAAAUUGAAACAAUUUUAAGUUUGAAGUAAUGAUUAAUUAGUUGAGCAAUCAUCAAGCACAAUUUACAGUAAUGAAGUAUUACAAUUUAGCACAAUUUAAAACAACAAAAUUGAAACAAUUUUAAGUAUGAAGUAACAAUUAAAUAAAUCUUAAGUUUCAUCUCCAGAGUAAUUGCUUUUGCACCCUCGUAGUUGAAAUAUUGUAAGUCAAGGAGCACCUGUACUAACUUGAUCAAACUCAUACUUAAGCAAGACAUUAUGUUCAUCUUGCCAAUUUUUUUUUUAUUUUGAGCUUGCUACUUUCAUGGAAAGACAAUGUAAAAUUUGAGGUAUGUUUAUUUUCAGUGUUGUGUAGUCCUGUCCCAUCAAGGAAGAUGCUUUGAUGCUGGUGCUGUAUAACCUUAUGGGUUUAGCAUUUUACUUGAAUAUAAUUAUUUUUACUUAGUGCCAGUGAGGGGGUUUUGAUCUAAGGAAAUAAACAUAUUCUCUCCUUUUAUGAAACCUGAUUGUCUUCCCAUUCCUUAUUCACUGCAUGAUCCUUAUGAGUUUAGUGUUUCCCUUAUGAUUAUAAUAAUCUGCAGUUGUGUUAGUGUUUAUCUUGGUACCACAUGUAAAAUGUUAAGAAUCUUUCACAUACAAGAAUUUCCCAGUAACACCACUGGUUAUACAGUACAGGACUUUAGUUGUUACUGAUGUAUUUAUUGUGUCAGUGACAGUUUUACCUCUUUGGUCUUUUUUAAACUGAUGCCAGAAGAUAGUCGGCCACAAUUCUCAAACACUAUACAGUGGACCCCCGCAUAAUGAUCACCUCCCAAUGCGACCAAUUAUGUAAGUGUAUUUAUGUAAGUGCGUUUGUACGUGUAUGUUUGGGGGUCUGAAAUGGACUAAUCUACUUCACAAUAUUCCUUAUGGGAACAAAUUCGGUCAGUACUGGCACCUGAACAUACUUCUGGAAUGAAAAAAUAUCGUUAACCGGGGGUCCACUGUAUACAAGAUGAUAUCUUAAAACAGUUUCCCAGCCUUAUUUUUGCAUAGUGCUUUCCCUCCUUUAAUGAGCAAGGAGCACUUAUGACCCCCUCAAAUAAAUUUUGUGUUAAAUGUGAAUUCUGCUAGGACCACUUUUUUUUUUUAUAAGUUUACUGAAAUUAGUAAUGAUACAGUAAAACAAUUGGAAAAUAAAAAAAAUGUUAAUUUCAUUAAAAAAAUAAUUGUACACUUUUUAAAUACAGUAUAUAGCAUCCGUAUCACUGAUUUAAUAUUUGCAGCAAAAGAAAAAGCAUCAACCAUGUGAGAGGAGUUAGUGGUAACCAUGUGUUCAAUGGUUCAUUACUACUCACAAAACAUGCUCAUUUAAUGUUAUUUGCUUGCUUGUGUUGAAAGUAUGUGUACCUGUUUGAAUGCAUAAUAAAGUUUCAACACCUGAUUUUUUUUCACCGAGUGCACCCCUAUUGCUCUCUUAGGUUACUCCCCUCACGGGAGCUUCAUUGAUGCUGGUGACUUGCUCUUGACUCAUAUAACUGGACUUACCUGCCUCUUCCUUUGAUCAAACCUGAUUGCCUCUCAAUCCCCAGGUCCUGUAUGACCCCUAAAACAUACAGAUAAUUUAAAAAUAGCCACUAGGGGGUGGCACUGCUAGGUUGAGAAACACUGCUUGAAAGCUAUUCUAAACUAAAACUAAGAAACAAAAAACUUUUAUAUAAUUACACAGUGUUUUAGAAAAUAAGAGAGACUAAAACUCCAUGUUGCACUGAUUGCACAUCCAUCUUCUCCAGGGAAUCUUGUGCAUCAAGGGUUGAGUAUUAAAGCAUUAUCAAUUAAG
Cherax quadricarinatus is the source of this 11630-nucleotide messenger RNA. NCBI's taxonomy places the organism in Eukaryota, Metazoa, Arthropoda, Malacostraca, Decapoda, Parastacidae. The record is from RefSeq and is a predicted model, not a curated record.